Messenger RNA from Spodoptera littoralis (African cotton leafworm), 2085 nucleotides. Lineage: Eukaryota; Metazoa; Arthropoda; Insecta; Lepidoptera; Noctuidae. The record is from the annotation of a GenBank genome assembly.
AUGGCAAAGGACCAAGGAGUCGACGAACAAUUAAGGUUGUAUUUACCAGACCUGCCUAAAGGUCCUUUAGAUCAUUACCGGAAAAAGGCAACUUUUGAUUGGCGCCGCAUGAAAUUGGCUUAUGACAACUUGAACACAUUAAAAUUGAAACAUGAUAUUUGGAGUUUCAUGGAAAGUCAUCCGCUGUUCAAACAUACUGAAGCAACACGAGUCUUGGAUGAUGAGAGGCAUAUUGCCACAAAGAGGAUGUACACAAUCUACAAUGAACAGUUCUUGCGCUUUGAAAAGAUCGCCGAGGACCCGAAGACAUUCCAAGCUGAAAGCGAAGCAUUGUUCAUGUUCGACAGUUCCCUCGCCGUGAAAGUCUCCCUAACUUUCAGGAUGUUCAGCAAUGCUAUCCAGGGUAAUGGAAAGAGCCACCACUACCCCAUCAUCGAAGACGUGGAGAAAGCCAAGAUUGGAGGUUGUUUCGCUCUAACUGAGGUAUCACAUGGGUCCAAUGCCAAAGGAAUGAGGACCACGGCCACUUACAUUCCUGAGAAGAGACAGUUUGUCAUGCACAGUGCUGACUUCGAGGCUGCAAAGUGCUGGGUCGGGUCGCUAGGAAAAUGUGCAACCCACGCAAUUGUUUACGCCAUGUUGAUAUCUAAAGGGAAGAACCAUGGUCUCCAUACUUUCGUCGUACCUAUCAGAGACCCCAAAACCUUGAAACCUUACCCUGGAGUCAUUGUGGGAGACCUCGGCGAGAAAAUCGGCCUCAAUGGAGUCGACAAUGGUUUCGUCAUGUUCAAUAACUACCACCUGCCCAAGGAGGCGGCGUUGGACAAGUUGGGUGGAGUAGACGACAAUGGGGAUUACAAGACACCUUUCAGAGACCCUAACAAGAGGUUCGGAGCGGCCCUUGGAAUCCUAUCAGGCGGGCGAGUCCACAUCACUGCUAUAUCCACGUACUACCUGCAGAAGGCUAUCGUCAUAGCCAUCAGGUAUUCAGCAGUGAGGAAGCAGUUUGGCCCUGAGAAUGCUCAAGAGGAGACGCCAGUCUUAGAAUACCAGCAACAACAAAUCCGUCUCCUGCCGUACUUGGCAGCCACGUAUGCUAUGAAGAUAUUCUCCGUGUGGCUCAGUUGUCUGCACAUCAACAUGACUAUUAACAGCUUUGUCGGUGAGGACCCUCAGGCGGCGGCCCGCGGUAUAGAGUUGCACGCGCUGUCGUCGGCUGUGAAGCCAUUGUUCGGUUGGACCUCGAGGGAUGGCAUACAGAACUGUAGGGAGGCCUGCGGGGGACAUGGAUACUUGAAAGCGGCAGCUAUCGGCGACCUGCGCAAUGACAACGACGCCAACUGCACGUACGAGGGGGAGAACAGCCUCCUGCUGCAGCAGGCCAGCAACUGGCUGCUCAACGUCUGGGGGAGGAGGGGGGGACUCACGCCCGAAGACUCUCCCCUCGGCUCACUCCACUUCCUACACAACGUGGACCAGCUACUCCAGGAGAAAUGCCCCUGGAAGAGUGUCCAGGAAUUCAUGGAACCAGCUAAUUUGAUCCACGCAUACAAAUGGCUGACGGCGUUCACGCUGAAGAUGACGGCGGAGAAGGUGGCGCUACUGAAGGGCCAGGGCAAAGACAACUUCUCAGCCAAGAAUGAAUCGCAAUCCUACAAUGCGGUCACUCUGUCUGUUGUCUACGGAGAGAACUACGUACUGAACAACUUCUAUAAAGCUGCGCAGGAGUUUGAGGACGCUCAGUGUCGCGCCGUGCUACUCAAACUGGUCGCUCUGUAUGGAGCCUUCCUCUUGGAGAAACACUUGGCGACGCUCUACAUUGGCGGUUACCUGUGUGGAGAGCAAGGCUUGUACCUCCGCGACGGUAUCCUCCAGUUGUGUGCCGCGCUCAGUCCCGAGGCCAUCGCGCUCGUCGACUCCCUGGCGCCGCCAGACUUCUGCAUCAAGUCCAUACUAGGAAUGUCUGACGGAGAAGCGUACAAACACCUCCAGUCCAGUGUGAUGACGUACCCGGGGUCAAUGACCCGGCCCGAGUGGUGGCGCGACGUGGUGUACUGGCAGUCGUACGCACCCUCCAAGCUGUAA